This is a messenger RNA of Bacidia gigantensis, 1461 nucleotides long. RefSeq lists its product as uncharacterized. The record is from RefSeq and is a predicted model, not a curated record. Bases 1 to 1461 code for a protein of 486 amino acids. Lineage: Eukaryota; Fungi; Ascomycota; Lecanoromycetes; Lecanorales; Ramalinaceae. The transcript has a single exon.
AUGCUGUAUCACCCUCUAAACGUGGCCGCUUUCGCGUCAGUAGCAUUUGCUGCUCCUGCUCCUCAGGUUGCUGGUGGAGGCACUGAUGCAUCAGAGACUUCUUUCGGUCCUGACUCACAGGUACCCUACUCCAACCCUACCCCGGCUGCUUCACCAUACCCACUGGCAGUCGACCAAGGAAAUGGCUACAACUCAGCCUCAUAUCAUGGACCAUACUCAGGCACACCAACCACCACGGGUGCCGUCAAUGGCCCAUCGACCGUAGCAGCCUCCAUUCCUGCCGGCCCCCCGAAUCCAACAGCAACCUACUACAAUGCGGAUGGUGUUCCACAAAACGCAUUUCCUGCGCCAUAUACACCCAAGGGUGGUCUUGGUACCAAUGGCUCGUUGCCACGGUACAUGGUUAACAGCGACUUCGACUUCGAGUCCAUUGCGCUCGGCCUCUAUCAGGAAUGGAUCGAAUUAGAUCUCUUCCACGAUGGUCUUGCCCGCUUCACCGACGAGCAAUUCACCGCUGCUGGUCUCGGGGCCGAAGCUCGUAGUUUCAUCGAAUUCAUGGCAGACCAGGAAACCGGCCACUCCACACUCUUGACGAACAUGCUUGGCCAAGCCGCACCCAAGCAAUGCGUCUACGACUACCCCUACACCACCGUCCGCGAAUGGCUUGACUUCAUGCAACGCGUCACCCGCUUCGGCGAGUCCGGCGUCUGGGGCUUCAUAAACCACCUCGACUCCCGCGAAGUGGGCCAACUCCUCGCCCAAUCCAUCGCUACCGAAGCGCGCCAACAGAUGAUCUUCCGCCAAAUGUCCGGCCUCACACCCAUGAACGUCUGGUUCGAGAACGGCUGGCCGCAGUCCUGGGCCUGGACCAUGCUCGCGCCCUACAUCAGCUACUGCCCAGAGAACACGACGCGUCUUGCGUGGCAGAAUUUCCCCGUCCUGCAUAUUCUCAACAACGCAAACAUCAACCGCUACUCCCCUAACGACACCGCGCCCGACGGUUCUGAGACUGUUGGCCCCCGUAUCGUCGACCCCAGCGCUUCCAACCUCACGUCCGGCAGUUGCCAGAACCUCAACGUCACGGGCUACGGCUGCGGCCCCGCCGUCGCGCACAACAAAAGCGAGCCCCUCUCUUUCCCGGGCAAGCAGGUGUAUCUGCAGUGGGAAGCGCCCGGGCAGGCUGUCGGACCUAAUAACUCUUAUGUUACGUCCACUAGCGCAGGGACGCCGGCGUUUGUGGCCUGGUCGCAGCAGCUCAAUCUGACGUACUCGCCGCUGACCGUGACCGGGAAUAAUAGCGGGUAUACGUUCCAGCCCGAGGGGUUCGUGUAUGGCAGUGAUGGCAUCAUUAAUGGGACGAUGGCUGUGCUGCUCACGGAUUUGGAUCUUUAUGUGACGCCGUUUAAUGCGAGUAUGAUCAACCCGCAUGUUGUUGCGCUGGGGAUGUACCAGGCUGGAUAG